AGCGAUCUGAAGCGGUGCGCAAUGACCGGAAGGAUGGGCACUUCCGACCCGGCUCUGCGGCACCUCAACAUUUCAUGGUGCACGUCCGCCUCCACAACGCGGAGCGAAGAACGCUCGAGACUGCACUCGCUUUCCUACCUGGCCGUCACCGCCGCGCCGACCUCGAGGCACAACGCAGUUCGGCUCGGUCCGACUGCCUGUCAAGUGUCUUCCGGUUGCCAGUCAACAAGCGCCUCCACUUGUGCAAACCUGUCGCCUUCCGUGUAACUGGCUCUUUGCAUCUCGCGCAGGGAUCGGCGUCCGCUUCGUGCCAAUUUCCUCACUUGGCUUCGUGUUCCUAACCUGUUGAGGUUGCAAUUGUCCGUUGUCGGUUGUGAACCGGCAAAGGUAGUUAACGAGUGCCGGAAGACCCACCGAGACCCUCAGGUGUAGGUGGUUGCCCUACCACCUGCCUCUAACCGUCUGGCGCCAAGUGGCCUACCCAGAAUGGCAAGCUUCGGCGCACCCGACCUCGUUCGGGGCUCGGCGCACUCGACGUCGCGUUCGGGUCGAUCAGGACGCUCCGGACGCUCUGGCCGGGGCUCAGCUCGGCAUGACAUGGAUUCCUCCAUGGCCAACUCGACCAACUGUGCUAACUUGAAACAUGGCUACAACAGCUCCGCAGAAGGCUACAUUCCCGGCAAAUUGCCACUACCCGACGACUUUUUCCCGGUACCGCAACUCAGCGCCAAGGAGAACAAAUAUCUACUAGGACUCGCCAAACACGCUUGUAAAGAAGUCGUGUAUUACUCAAGACAGGACGAUGGACCUAUGAAAUGGUUACAUUUGUCAUCGGAAGACGGUGUGGACGUUUUCCAGGGUGUCGACAACUCUGGCACCAGUGAUAUGCAACAAGAUGCAAAGGCACUUACCUACUUGCGAGGAUCUUGCAAAAUUCAUGCAACGAUCGAUGAAAUCUCCGAUUUUUUCAAGCUCGAUACCCCCGAAAAGUUAUCAGGUUUUGCACAAACCGUAGGUAAGGACUUGCUGGAUCAGAAGACCUUGCUGACACUAGCCACCCCCACUCCGGAAAACCCGAAACAUUACGUCGCCGUCAAGUGGACAGCAGUGGAAUCUCCGAGUAAACUCACUCGACACCGCGAUUUUUGUUACAUCGAGUGCCACGACGAGUUUAUUGACACUAACACAAAGCGACGAGGCUGGGUGAGAAGUAUCCACUCGAUUCGCCUGCCAUUCUGUCCACCCUUAAAUAGGAGCCACGGUCUAGUGCGUGGCAGCUUCUAUCGGUCCGGAUAUAUCUUCACCGAGUCAGCUGAGAAAGGCUGUGUGGAUGCAGUGCAUACAUUACACGUGGACAUUAAGGGAAAUGCCCCAAAUUGGCUCAAAAUUCUGGUUAUGAAGCGCCGAAUCAAGAAUAUUGCACAAGUGAACCACCACUUUCAAUUGCAAAGAUUAACACAAGAAAAAUUACUAGGAGACUUGGAAUUGCCUGCCAAAGAGGGAGUCACGCAUUGCCAGCUCUGUGAAACGCGCUUUGGGCUUUUCCACCGUCGACGGCUCUGUCGGAAGUGUGGGAAAGUAGUCUGCAACGCUUGUGGCAAUGAGUUCAUGCUGGAUUACGCUGGAGUAGGUCCUAAAAAGGUGCGGAUCUGUUUGGAAUGUUCCGAGUCGGUGGUGUAUGGUACGAGUGUACCCAUGAUGGAUGAUUCGGGUCGGAUUAUCGAGGACGAACACACUGGAGCUAAGAAACUUGAUGACAGUGUGAUCCACCCUAUGUAUGAUGAGUCGAUGAUUAUUCUGGAGAACCGACAUCAUUCUAUUGACGAGAACGAGUAUUAUUUGGAGAAUGAGGAUGCCAAUGGACUCGCUGAUAUGGAGGAGGCUAAGCGUAUGAAUAGGGAGUUUGAGGAGAUGUUGAAGAAAACCAGUGACGAGUUUAAUGCGUCAAGAAUUCAAGAAGAACGGAGAUUCAACACAAACGCCAAAUCUCUGCUUGGUAUGAACAGCGCUUCAGGUGAAACUUUACCGGUUGAUACUCCUUUGGGUGCAAGCGACUUGGCUCCGUGGGAAGAGCAGAACAAAGAGGACGAUAUGGAAGAUGACGAUGAACUAGGCUUACCCCCCAGUAAGAGCGAGCAGAUGCGCAAACAACUGCAAUAUGAAGAGCAAAUGCGUCGUGAAAACGUUGAACGAGCGAAUAAAAUGCAGCAGUACGCUAUUGAACAGUGUGAUCCACCUACAAGGCCUCGUGCGCAUGGAUUCGUACGCAGUGAGUCGGGAGAUUCGCUUCGGUUAAGUUCCGAACACGGUGAAGAAUACUAUGGUACAGGUGCUAUCGGACGUAUCGGACCAGACGGGUUAACCAGCUUCCGUUCUAAUAAUUCUGGCCGCGGUGUGUCUAGAUCUGAGCUAUCAGAUGACGGACGUUCUAGAUCUAGAUCAAGAAGUUCUCACGAGUUUCGACACAUUCCUCGACGUCGCGAGGCUGGAUUCCGUAGUCGACACGAUAGCGAAGAACGAGACGCCUUUGAGAGUCAGAGACGCACUCAGCAGUACUUUGACGCUCGUAAUGCUCUGUUGAGUGGUGGCCAACAUCGUCAUACAGUUGACUUUGAACCCACGAUGGCGGCCAGAUUCCGUUCGUCUGGUAUUGGGGCAGGCUCUGACCCCCCUGUUCGUCGCCAACUCGCUGGAUCGGAGUUGGAAUCUCCUUACACUUCUCUAAGUGAUUCGAAUAUCGCAGGAGCCUUUACAACUCGACGGAGACAUCGAAGUGACGACUUGGAAGACCGAAACGAUGAAGCUUUCCGGUUAGCCAUGUCAGCCAUGAGGUUAUACGAAGAAGAACGCGGUCCUAGUCUACAUGUUACAGAGGAAAUAAGACAAGCGGCAUUGGCUAAGAUGAUGGAAGUCUACGCUCGGGAGAUUGAACGCAGUCACAGCCACGAUGCACCAUACAGUCGAGGAACCAUCUCGGAUACUCGUCGUCUUCACCACGACGUAGGUAUCCCCCCUCCAUUGCGACGAACUGUGAGUGACGACCGCCCGCCGUCGAUCUACGGCUCUCCACUGCAAGUUUUCAGACACGACGAACUGUUCCCCACUCCAAGACGUCAACGACGACCAAAUUCUAAGAAACACCGUCGAGAAGAUACGUACGCUCCGAGUUUGCCUACCAAGGAGCGAAAGCAGAAGAGUGAAGAUACUCACGAGUACAGAGAUCUAUCCGAUCUCACUUCCAGCGCUUUCCAGGCCUUCCAGAUGAAUUCUCUUGGACCGAGAGAUGCACCAAAACUACCGGUUGAUGUGGUGGAAAGCUCGGAAGAUUCAGACAGCAAACACGAAGACACUCAACCGCCUGCGCAAUUCCAACGGGAAUCCACAAGUACGACGCAUGUACAGCUCAAGUCGGACACGUCUGGUGCUGCGUACGGCAGUAUGGAGAGUAACGAGGUGUCCAACAUGAUCUCGCGUCCCAAUUCCAUGUAUGGAGUGGCCUCGGACACAUUCAGCGACAUGGACUUCACUGACCUCCCACAUUUAAUGCGUAAGGACGACGUUGACGGUGCUCGAAGCUCGUUCACUGAUCUCCAACAUUGGACAGAGGAACCGUCAGAGAACGGAGGUGUCGAGUACGCCCCAGAGCCUCGUUUGAGUGACCUACUCUCUCCUCUUCACUUGGAGGACGUGCAACACGUAGACGACGAUGAUAGCGAGAGUCAGUCUUCCAACUCGUCGUCUCAAAUCGACUGGCAGAGUUCCAUGUCGAAUCAAUAUCAAGGCACUCAAGGCAGAGCUCGAGGAACGGAUUCCGAGUCUUCAUUCGUGCGAACGUACUCAAUUAGUCGCCAGAAUGAGGCAGAAGCGUACUCAGACCUUACCAACACGAACAAUGGACUGUCGGAGAGUAUGGUCACGCAAAACGACCCACCGCAACGCCAGUACAGCAAGCCUCCUUCAUUGUCUGAACUCUUGUCGGAAUAUUGUGAUAGUGAACGCUCGUCGCUGCCGAGUUACCUGGAAUUCGGAGGAUCGCAGCCGGAACUGGAGCCUGAAUAUCUCGAAGCUAUUGCAAAUGCCACUACCGGUAACCAGAACACUAUCCCAAUGGAAGGAGGAAGACGAGGACAUGUAAGGAGACGAUCAAGUAUCCCAUCCGAGCUGGAAGCCAUGACGUCGCGCGAGCUUUUCCUUUAAGGUGUAACCUUUUGAGUAUAUCCGCCAAGAUCUGUGAGGAUGUUCGUGUUAAAUGAGCCAAACAGCCAUGUGAUGAGUUUUGCAAUCGAAAUAACACUAAAAUAAACCGUUUUGACCUUAUA
Messenger RNA from Phytophthora nicotianae INRA-310, 4319 nucleotides. RefSeq lists its product as hypothetical. Bases 487 to 4197 code for a protein of 1236 amino acids. Gene Ontology annotation, molecular function: lipid binding; metal ion binding. The record is from RefSeq and is a predicted model, not a curated record. Lineage: Eukaryota; Oomycota; Peronosporomycetes; Peronosporales; Peronosporaceae. The transcript has a single exon.